Molecule: messenger RNA, 2901 nt
Organism: Spizellomyces punctatus DAOM BR117
Lineage: Eukaryota; Fungi; Chytridiomycota; Chytridiomycetes; Spizellomycetales; Spizellomycetaceae
Exons: 4
Coding region: 236-2803 (855 amino acids)
Biological process (GO): amino acid activation for nonribosomal peptide biosynthetic process; secondary metabolite biosynthetic process
Cellular component (GO): cytoplasm
Molecular function (GO): protein binding; phosphopantetheine binding
Source: RefSeq, a predicted model, not a curated record
AUGACGACGAAUGAUUGCACACAUCCAAGCCCGCACACCAUUCCAAACGAUACCUGUCCAACCAAGCACAUAGCAGCACAGGUACGCCGCUGUCCGAACGCUACUGCUCUAUUGUGGUAUGACCCGUCCCGCGAACCGGACAAAGUCUUGAAACGGUUGACCUAUCAACAAGUAUGGAGCCAAGCCAAGAGAACUGCAACGAUCUUGGGAAAAUUACUGGAGCAGAGCGAGACAAAUGUGGGACAUGAGUAUCGGAAAGGGAACAGUUGGAAUUCUGGUGGAUGAAGGAAUCAUGCUUCCGAUACUUAUGCUCGCGGUGCUACUGUGCUCUCCGAAAGCAGCGUUAGUUCCGAUGGACGCAACCGAUCCCCGCCUGCACUACAUCAUAGACGACACAGAUCCUGAUGUUGUUAUCGCAAAAGAUGACGCGGGACGGGCAAAACUUGUUGAGGCCGUGGGAAAGAGCGAACGACGGAAAUCGGGGCGGUGUGUGACAUUGGACGCUCUGACAAAUGAGAUGAAGAACUGUGGGGAGGAUGAUGAAGCGGUAGCAGGAUCAACCUGUACUGGAGCCGAUGUAUCGCAUAUUUAUUUUACGAGUGGAAGUACGGGUCGACCAAAAGGAUGCAUCACUAGCCGAUCAUCUCUAACGUCGUACUCUCACGCCAAAAACACUGCUCAUCAAAUUAAUUCUUCAAGCACCAUAUUCGUUGCCUCCUCUCACACGUUUGAUCCAUCUCUGGGUGAUUUCAUCUCAGCCUGGAUAGCCGGUGCAACCGUCGCGUUGGCUCCACGGACCACUAUCUUUACUGCGUUGUUUCAUUGUCUGUCUAGUACACAGUCAACGCAUGUCCUCACCACUCCGGCGCUUUUUGGCACGCUUCAAGGGUAUGGACCCAAGGGUUUGCCGGCGUUACAGGUCAUCGCCCUUGGAGGGGAACCUACACCUCAGUCGGUUGUAGAUACCUGGGCAGAACAGGUAGUCCUACUCAACACAUAUGGCGUAACAGAAUGCUGUGUCUAUCAAACAGCCUGCCGCCUCCGCCCAGGAAUCAGUCGCAAGAAUAUUGGAGCACCGCUUGCUGGUAACUCUCUCCUUAUCAUGUCGUCACCUCAUGGCUGGGAGAAAAUCCCUUGCACGGAUCCCACGGAGAUGCUACCUGUUGCAGAGCAUAGCAAAGAAAUUGGCGAAUUAUGGAUAUCUGGACACCAAGUAGGUCUUGGAUACCUAAAUCGGCCAACCUUGACUGCCGAACGAUUCAUCAACCAUCCCGUGUAUGGUCGAUGUUUUCGAACAGGGGACAUUGUUGCGCGAGAUGAUGGGAAUGGAUGGAAACUCCUCGGUAGAAUGGACACACAGGUCAAAAUCUCUGGACAACGGAUCGAAACGGAAGAGAUUGAACAUGCGUUAAUGUCAUCCGCUACGAGUAUUCUGCUGUCGAGCGUGACAGUCAUUUAUCAUCAGACGCGACAGUUGGUCGCAUUCUGCAUUCCCCAGGAUGUGGAUGUUUAUUUGGAUGGCGGCGAACCGGCAUCAUCAAGAGGUGGCCUGCUCUCUACGCUCCUACGGAUUCUGUCUGAAGAAACGUUGCCUAGACAUAUGGUUCCUGCGCGAUUCGUAUUUGUACGAGAUCUACCAAAGACGGGAACGGGGAAAAUUGCGAGAAGUGUACUAGCGAAAGAAGAGUUACCUCUACUGGUUUUUCAAAGCGAGGCUGAUGACGAUGCGAGUGCGACAAUGGGUGGUUGGACAGCGGUGGUCGGUGACGUCUGGACGGAGGUGCUAGGCGGAGUGGGCGUUUUGGGGAUACAGACACACUUUAUGGAAGCAGGCGGGGACUCGCUGGCUGCUUUACGAGCGUGUCAGCGGUUAUCUCAUUUGUGGAAGAAUCGCGCUGCUGUGACCGACGCAAAAGAUCAGGGCGGCGAUACGGACACCGAAACGAGAGAUGGGUUAUUUGGCGAAUUACUAGGCGUCCUUGCACCCAUUGAAUUGCUCAAACGGCCGAUAUUGGUGCACUUUGCCGAGUACCUUUAUCGUGCUUUGGGCGAUUUUGAUUCAUCGGGCAGUGCACCCAUUGUGCAAAUCCCUGCUUCUCAACCUACAUCCACCACCCAUCUCUCCCUCCUCUACACAGCCUCUGGCCGCGGCGCAAAAACCAUUGUGGACUAUCUCCUGCAAAAGCGCAACCUCCACGUCGAUGGUGGAUCCCAUAGUGGCCGGCAUACAACCCCAUUACACUGCGCAGCCGUCAAUGCUCACUUUGAAACCGCCCAACUCCUCCUCAACCACAACGCCAACCCCUUCGCGCGGGACCCCCACGGCGCGACACCCCUCCACCUCGCCUCCCAACACGGACCAAAAGCCCUCGUAUCCCUCCUCCUCGACUGCACACGAACAAAAAAGGGCGUUAACCCCCUCUCCAACACGGAUGAUAAUGGUCAAACACCCCUUCAUCACGCCGCAAGAGGAGGCGCCCCUUCGACCAUUAUUGACCUCCUCAUGCAGUCCUCACCCAAUCCAGCACUCUACAUCCACACAACGGAUACAUGGACCCGCACCCCUCUCCACUGGGCCGUCGUCAACGGGUGGCGAACAACUGUGGCGGCUCUGUUGGCUUGGGGCGCCAAUCCAAAAUUGCGAGAUAAGAAUCAUGAAUCGUGUAUUGAAAUUGCUGAGCGGCGGGCGAGGUGUGGAGCUAAUGAGCGGGGUGCAGGAGUUGGUGCGAGUGUUUUUGGGGAUAUUGCGAGGAUGUUGGGUGGGAGUGGGAGGACGGUGGUUGUUGGGCGGUUUGUCAAGUGAUUUUGGUGGGGAAGCUGGGCCCGUUAAACUAUUGGCCGUAAUUGUAUCAUCUAUAAUUUAUGCUGCAAUAUGGAGUGUGUGCGGCUAGGAUCUUGUGG